UCAGAUACGACUUUUCUUUAUACAUUUAUUUAUUUAUUUUUAUGUGGUGCUAUGGAUCAAAUCCACUGCCUUACACAUGCGAGGCAAGUGCUGUACCUCUGAGCUACAACCCAGCCCCUUCCGGUCACUCUUCCUGUCCUGCACUGGGGCGGGAGGGACCUGACACCCAGGCCAGUCAGCCUUCGCCCUCUCUGGCCCUGCUUAGGCUCACUGGCCUGGGUGUCAGGGCCCUUUCUUGUUGCGGGGUGAAGGGUCAGCCAGGAAAUGGCGGAUGUGUGGCUGAGGUACCCUGGUGGUUAGAAGCAGGCUGGGGCCUGAGUCUGCAGCAUAUGUGGGAACAGAGGGCCAUGGAGGUGGUCGAGCCUGCCCUGCAGGUCCCUCUGUGCCAGGGGCUUCAGAGUCUUCAGGUGAGUGGCGCAGAGAGGAGGCUGGGCCACAGUGUUGGGAGGGCAUGGUGAUGGCAGAGCUUGGGUGUCCCCAGGGUGGGCUGCUGGGUGCUGGCAUGUGACUGUGGCCUGUGCUCUCCUCCAGCCUGCUCAGUGGCCAGGCUGAGGGGCCACCCACCACCAAUGUCAUGUUCCUCAAGACACACAAGACAGCCAGCAGCCGGUGCUCAACAUCCUCUACCACUGUGCCGAGGGGCACAACCUGACCACAGCACUGCCCACUGUCGGCUCCCGCUCCCACCUGGGCUCUCCCUGGCUCUUCUUGGCACACUACGUGGAGAGCGCCCACCAGGAUGCGCCUGAUCCUCCCUGCACUUCGACAUCAUGUGCCACCACCUGAGGUGCAGAAAGUCGUGUCCAACCACACCUUCUACUUCUCCAACCUGAGAGACCCCGUUGCGCAGCUGACGGCCUCCUUCACCUACCACCAGGAGUACCUGCCGCCUUCCAAGGGCUCCAAAGUCUGCACGCGUUCCUGGACCCGCCGCAGCGGUACUGCAGUGCCAGCCCGGGGCUGAAGAAUGCCUAGGCCAGGAAUCGCAGAGGUCUGACCUGGACUUGGAUCACAGAGGCAGCAGAGGAGGGCGAUGUCCUGCGCGCCUGGCCGAGGUGGAGCAGCCGUCCACUCCUGUGCCCUCAGCCUCGGGUCUGAGCUGCCGUGUGUGGCUGUCGGGCUGGGUCCAGGAGGGAUGUGGUUCUGCAGGACAGUGAGCUGUCUUCAGAGCCCUCCACCAAGAGCUGGCACAGACCUGGCCGUG
Messenger RNA from Ictidomys tridecemlineatus (thirteen-lined ground squirrel), 1204 nucleotides. Lineage: Eukaryota; Metazoa; Chordata; Mammalia; Rodentia; Sciuridae. The record is from RefSeq and is a predicted model, not a curated record.